GCGCAAUCAGCUACACCCUGCACCAUGGCGUCCACAGUCCCUACGUUCACGCUGAACAAUGGCACGACGAUCCCUGCUAUCGGCAUGGGGUGUUCAAUGCACUCGCAAGGAGGAGGCGAUCGCGUCGAAGAGAUGGUCAGGAAGUCGCUAAAGCACGGCUAUCGCCAUUUUGACACGGCGUCCAUCUCUGCCAAUGAGGAAAACCUCGGAAAGGCGUUGAAGGAGUCAGGCAUUCCGCGGAAAGAGCUCUAUGUUGCCACCAAACUAUGGAACAACGAACAUCACAAAGUCCAGGAGGCUUUCGAGGCGUCACUGAAGAGACUCGACACCGAAUACAUUGACCUAUAUCUCAUGCACUGGCCUCAGGCCGUAAUCAAGGGCACUAACUGGUUCGAUCCCCCCGUUCAACCGGAGGAGAGCCCAACGUACGUCGAGACUUGGAAAGAAAUGGAGAAACUGCUGGCGACCGGGAGGGUUAAGAGCAUCGGUGUCUCCAACUUCUCCAUCAAGACACUGGACCACCUGAUCAAAAACUCGACCGUCGUCCCUGCGGUUAACCAGGUCGAGAUGCACCCUUGUUUGCCCGAGAACGAGUUGAAGGAGUACUGUGACUCAAAGGGGAUCCUUCUCGUCGCCUACUCUCCUCUCGGCCAAUCGAACCCGCUCUUGCUCGCCGAGCCUACGAUCACCUCGGUCGCCGAGAAGCACAACGCUACCCCCGCCCAGGUGCUGUUGAGCUGGGCAGUGCAGCGCGGUACCGCUGUUAUCCCAAAGACCGAGAACGAGGACAGGAUGAAAGCUAACCUCCAGCUUCUUAAACUAUCCGAGGACGACAUGGCUGCCGUGAACGCGAUCCACAAGAAGCCGGGGAUGCACAAGUCAAUCUCUGUCGUGCACACCUUAUCCGAUGAUGGUACCGUGUUCGGGUGGACCUAUGAGCAGCUGGGAUGGAACAUGGUCAAGGGCGGUAUCGUGCCGCAGUGAAUCAAGGACCCUCCCGGCCUCCGGAGAGUAAUGUAUGAUGACACUGAAGUAUCAUGAGAAAUAGUGUAAUACCACAGAUGCCUCUUGAAUGAUGGAUGUCUCCGCAAGAGACGCUUUCG
Messenger RNA from Punctularia strigosozonata HHB-11173 SS5, 1103 nucleotides. RefSeq names its product Aldo/keto reductase. Gene Ontology annotation, molecular function: oxidoreductase activity. The record is from RefSeq and is a predicted model, not a curated record. The coding region runs from base 25 to 984 and encodes 319 amino acids. The transcript has 11 exons. Lineage: Eukaryota; Fungi; Basidiomycota; Agaricomycetes; Corticiales; Punctulariaceae.